This is a messenger RNA of Penicilliopsis zonata CBS 506.65, 630 nucleotides long. RefSeq lists its product as hypothetical. The record is from RefSeq and is a predicted model, not a curated record. NCBI's taxonomy places the organism in Eukaryota, Fungi, Ascomycota, Eurotiomycetes, Eurotiales, Aspergillaceae. Gene Ontology annotation, molecular function: GTPase activity; GTP binding. The transcript has 5 exons. The coding region runs from base 1 to 630 and encodes 209 amino acids.
AUGGCUUCCACGUCGGGGGUAGGGUCGUAUUCGAACCCGUUGAAGAAAUUCAAGCUAGUCUUUCUGGGAGAACAGAGCGUGGGAAAGACGUCGUUGAUCACACGGUUUAUGUACGACUCAUUCGAUAACACUUAUCAAGCGACAAUCGGUAUCGAUUUUCUGUCAAAGACCAUGUACCUUGAAGACCGCACUGUUCGACUUCAGCUUUGGGAUACUGCCGGUCAAGAGCGGUUCCGGUCUCUCAUUCCCUCCUACAUCCGUGACUCGAGCGUUGCCGUUGUGGUCUACGACAUCUCCAACGCCAAGUCCUUCCAGAACACUCGGAAAUGGAUUGACGACGUGCGCGGCGAGCGAGGGAACGACGUGAUCAUUGUGCUGGUUGGAAACAAGACGGAUCUCAACGACAAGCGCGAGGUGACGACCGCGCAGGGCGAGGAGGAGGCCAAAAAGAACGGCCUGAUGUUCAUCGAGACCAGCGCCAAAGUCGGACACAAUGUCAAGCAGCUGUUCCGGAGAAUCGCCCAAGCCCUGCCGGGAAUGGAGGGCGAAGCUGCUCGGGGAGAGAGCCAAAUGAUCGAUGUCAACAUUAGCCCCAAGGAGACCACGACAAAUGAUGGAUGUGCCUGCUAA